Molecule: messenger RNA, 2109 nt
Organism: Caenorhabditis sp. 36 PRJEB53466
Lineage: Eukaryota; Metazoa; Nematoda; Chromadorea; Rhabditida; Rhabditidae
Source: the annotation of a GenBank genome assembly
AUGGGAAAGCUGGAGGACAUUUGUGAUCGAUAUUUGUCGAGAAGAGAAGAGCAAAAGAAGGUGAUUGAUGCAGUUGAAAGAUGUCUGAAAAAAGGAUACGACUACGAAAAGCUGAAGGAACGCGUCAAUUCGGCCGUCGAGGAUUCACACAAAGCAAGCAAAGUCAUUUCGGCCGUUUGCGAUCAUUAUCCACAACUGAGAAAGAGAACUCGGAACGAUAGAGAUGAUGACCGGGACAGGAAGAGAGACCGCGUCGACGUCAAAAAGGAGAGAGAGAAAGAGAGUUCGAGACGAGAGGAUAAUGGAAAUGGAAGAAAGGCCGAGGAGAGACCAGUCAUCCAGAAGCUGGAGGAUAAGAAAGUGAGCGCGACGACUGAGGAUCAGCUGAGAGCCAAGGAACUGUUGUACAAGGCGCAGCAGGAGAUUGAGGAGAAGAAAAGAAAAAUGGCCGUGCAGGCAGGAACACUGCAGCCACAGGCGGCUCUCGAUCAGUCUAUUAGUGGAGCGCAAACCGGAUCGGCUCAGAAGACGCUGUCGUUGGGACGAGACGAAGCCACGAUGUUCAUGAACUAUUCAAUGGACAAAAAGACGAGAAUGGAGCAGCUGAGGUCCAAAUUGGCCCAGAAACCGGUCGUCGCGAAACUGAACGCCCUCGUGGCGAGCACAGGGCCUGCCGGAGUGAUGGCUCCUCUGCCUGCGGAAGUGCAGCAAGUGGAGAAACAAGUGCAACAGCAGAUCACGAAGGAAUCGAAAGAGCCGGAGAGACUGAUCGAGUACCUCGAUCCACGAAUCAGUGCGAAAGGAGCGGAUCGGCGGAGACGUGGAUUCAACUUUCAUGAGAAAGGAGAGUUCGAAAAGUUGGCGAACAAACAGCGUGCAAUGGCCAAGUUGGAACGUCUUCAAAACGAAGUUUCGUCGGCGGCGCAGUCAACUGGAAUCUCUUCCGCAGUCAAACUGGCAAUGGUCACACCGACUGGAACGGCAAAGAUGGAGAAUGGAGUUCCCGACAUCGAGUGGUGGGAUAUGCUGGUUCUGGACAAAGUCAAGUAAGUGUUAGUAUUUUCGAUAAGUUUCACCAUUCACCAGUUUCGCUACUGCCGGCGCGCAAUUCAAAACACCUAUGAGUUUCACGAUAAUCCUUUUUUCAGCUACGACGAAAUUCCCUCAGUCGAUGACAAGGAACGAUACUCUCAGACGGUUUCCGAGCUCGUCGAGCAUCCCAUUUCAAUGAAGCCGCCAACAGAACCCCUUUCUCAGCAGUAUCUCAAAGUGUAUUUGACAACGAAGGAAAAGAAGAAGAUCCGCAGACAGAACAGAAAGGAAGUGCUGAAAGAGAAGACUGAAAAGAUUCGUUUGGGUCUUGAAAAAGCUCCAGAACCGAAGGUCAAGAUCAGCAAUCUGAUGAGAGUUCUCGGAAACGAAGCCGUCCAGGAUCCGACUAAAAUGGAGGCUCAUGUGCGGAAACAGAUGGCAGAGAGACUCCAAAAGCACGAGACUUUGAAUGCGGAACGAAAGUUGACAGAAGACCAAAAGAGGGCAAAGAAGACGAAGAAAUUGGCGGAAGACACUUCGACUGCCGUCAAUGUGACCGUUUACCGGUAGGUUGUGAAUCCUGUUAAAUCUUCAAAACCGCUUUUAUUUUGUAGUGUCAAAUCAUUGGCUCAUCCGUCCAAAAAGUUCAAAGUUGAGACGAAUGCAAAGCAGUUGCAAAUGAGCGGAGCCAUCAUGAUGCACAAGGCACAAAAUGUGAUUGUCGUGGAAGGAGGGCCGAAGCAACAGAAGUUCUACAAGAAUCUGAUGCUCAGCAGAAUCAAAUGGUCCGAUGAGAUCAUCGGACAGAAGAAAGACGCGGAGAAGGAUGCUCCGGGAGAGAGAAAUCAAUGUGAAUUGGUGAGAAUUUGCGCGAACUUCCUCGUUCUCAAAAAGUAAUUUCAGAUCUGGGAAGGACAGGUCAAACGGCGCAACUUCCGCGACUUCACUGUGCACACGGCGACGCUUGAGAAACAGGCUCGCGAGUUCUUCGAAAAGCACGGAGUCGCCCAGUAUUGGGAUCUCUGCUACAGUACGACGGUGUUGCUGGAGGGACAAGACAUUCUUCCGACCGCCUAG